This is a messenger RNA of Plectropomus leopardus (leopard coralgrouper), 1082 nucleotides long. Lineage: Eukaryota; Metazoa; Chordata; Actinopteri; Perciformes; Serranidae. The record is from RefSeq and is a predicted model, not a curated record.
GAGUUUAUCGAUACUCACAUACGUAAACAAUGGCAGAGCUGCACAGGCGGCGACCUGAGCCUGAGGGGGGAAAGUUAUCACCUGAAGGAGCGUCCUCCAAAACCAGGACACCCGGUGACAGCUCCGCGGUGUAUGUGAAACUGUUAGCGGCGGGAUUUUACGGAGUCAGUUCAUUCCUCAUCGUUGUUGUCAACAAAAGCGUCCUCACCGGCUACAGAUUUCCAUCCUCAACAUGUGUGGGAAUCGGCCAAAUGCUGGCUACAGUUGUAGUUCUGAGGUGUGGGAAGGCGUUGGGUGUUAUCUCAUUUCCAGACGUGGAUCUAAGUAUACCACGCAAGAUGUUUCCACUGCCUCUGCUGUAUGUCGGGAAUCAAAUAUCAGGGCUGUUUGGGACACAGCGACUCAAUUUACCCAUGUUCACGGUGUUGAGGAGGUUUAGCAUUUUUCUCACCAUGGUGUUUGAGGGACUCUUGCUUAAAAAGACGUUCUCCACGCCAGUUAAGAUCACCGUGUUUACGAUGAUCUUUGGUGCUUUCAUUGCUGCCAGCGAUGAUUUAGCUUUUGACCUUGAAGGAUACACGUUCAUAAUGCUGAACAAUGUCCUGACAGCAGCCAGCGGGGCGUAUGUGAAGCAGAAACUUGAGUCCAAGGAGCUGGGCAAAUAUGGGCUUCUCUACUACAAUGCUUUAAUUAUGAUUUUCCCCACUGCGGCUUAUGCCUGCUACUCAGGGGACGUGCAGGUGGGUUUGGAGUAUAAUGGAUGGUCUGAUCCGCUGUUUGUCGUGCAGUUUGUGCUCUCCUGUGUCAUGGGCUUCAUCUUAAUGUACUCCAUCAUGCUGUCGACGCAGUACAACUCAGCGCUGACCACCUCCAUCGUGGGCUGCAUCAAGAAUAUCCUGGUGACCUACAUAGGAAUGGUGUUUGGAGGAGACUACAUAUUCUCCUGGACUAACUUCAUCGGUCUAAACAUCAGCAUCGCGGGGAGCCUGGUGUACUCCUACAUCACCUUCACACAAGAGCAAACAAGUAAGGACCGUUCAAAUAAUGGGGAUCAUAAACCCUGUGAAAUUAAAAAGCUGUAA